Messenger RNA from Eufriesea mexicana, 1985 nucleotides. Its product is annotated as probable cytochrome P450 6a14. The record is from RefSeq and is a predicted model, not a curated record. Lineage: Eukaryota; Metazoa; Arthropoda; Insecta; Hymenoptera; Apidae. Gene Ontology annotation, molecular function: iron ion binding; heme binding; oxidoreductase activity, acting on paired donors, with incorporation or reduction of molecular oxygen. The transcript has 5 exons. The coding region runs from base 123 to 1631 and encodes 502 amino acids.
GCUCGCCGUGAACACAUACAUUGCUGCUGUUCUCUCGGUUCUGUUCGGAAGCAAAGAUUCACGUUCGUGAACAUUGUCUAGGAAGACAAGUUUGAAGCUUAAUAGCCAUCGAGUUAUACACGAUGACUUGGCCAGUGAUCGAGACAGUUGGAUUAGCAGUUACUUUAUUGGUCCUGCUGUAUUAUUACUCGAAAUCGAAAUUAGAGUAUUGGCAUAAACGAGGCAUCAAAGGACCAAAGCCGUUACCUUUUGUUGGCAACUUCAAGGAUGUAUAUCUGGGAAAAGCCUGCGUAAACGAAUGUUUCGAGAAAGCGUACUACAAGUUUAGAGAUGAGCCAGUGGUUGGACUGUACGUUGGACACAAGCCAUUGCUGUUACUGAGGGAUCCGGAUAUUAUUAAGACUGUUCUCAUUAAAGAUUUCCCAGUAUUUGUUGACAGGACGUUCCACUCUCUGCCAUCGGUGGAGCCACUAUCGGAGCAUCUCUUCCUACUGGAAGCAUCAAAAUGGAGGCCCCUAAGAGCCAGACUUUCGCCCGUUUUCACCUCCGGCAAGCUGAAGGAGAUGUUUCACUUGCUGGUAGAGUGCGCGGACCACUUUGAAACGUAUCUGGACAACUUAGUGAAGAAGGGCGAGUUCAUCGAGUGCCGUGACAUCGCUGCGAAAUACACCACCGACGUGAUCGGUUCCUGCGCCUUUGGCAUCGAGAUGAACUCAUUGGCUCCUGAAGACAGCGAGUUCCGUCGGAUGGGCAAGAUGGUCUUCCAAACGAGCUUCAAAUCGAUGAUGAGGGACAGACUGAGGGAUUUCCCGUGGUUGUACAAGAUCUUUGGACCAUUCACUAUCGAUCGACAGGUCGACGAUUUUUUCACGAGGAUCACCAAGGAGUCUAUAGACUACAGGAUCAAGAACAACGUGCGUAGAUGCGAUUUUGUGGACACUCUGGUGGACCUAAAGGAACAUCCGGAGAAACUUGGACAGGAAUUUGCAGACGAUACGUUCUUAGCGGCGCAGGCCUUCGUUUUCUUUGCUGCUGGAUUUGAAACGUCAUCACUGACGAUUGGCCAUUUAUUAAUCGAGCUUGCGAAAAGCCCAUCGAUUCAGGAGAGAGUUCGAGCAGAAGUUUUGGAAGUUCUGGCAAAACACAAUGGCGUGAUCACGUAUGACAGUAUAAAGGAAAUGAAAUAUUUGGAUGCAUGUUUCCAAGAAACUUUGAGAAAGGAUCCACUGUUGAUGUGGCUAUCGAGAAAAGCUUUACGGGAUUACACGUUCCCCGGAACAAAAAUUAGCAUAGAGAAGGGCCAACAAGUCUACUUGCCGGUUCGCGGGAUUCAAAGAGAUCCGGAAAUUUAUCCAGACCCGGAUAAGUUUGAUCCUGAGAGAUUCACCAAUGAGCAAGCCAAAACCAGACAUCCUAUGUUCUACUUGCCAUUUGGGGAUGGACCCAGAAAUUGCAUAGGUGCAAGAUUUGCAAGAUAUCAAUCAAAGGUGGCACUCAUCACUGUCUUAUCGAAAUUCAGAAUCGAGGAAUGCGAGAAAACCUUUAAAGAAUAUGACAUAGACAAGAAGUCAUUGUUCUUCCUGCAGCCAACACACGGAUUGUACGUGAAGAUGACUAGGCUCGAGGCAUAAAAAUCCUUAUGUUUUACUUAUUUGUAAUGAAACUGGCGAUAUAAUGAAAAUAGUGAAAACGAUGGUAUUUUACUUAUCUGUCUCUGACUUGGCAUUAUGCAACAUAUCAUUAGCUACCAAUGUUUGUUAAAACGGGUUUUCACGUGGUAUAGUUUUAAUUGACAGCAGAAUUCAUACAUACAUGAAUAUUAUUAUACGAUUAUAUUAGGUUUGCAGAUUUUAACGCAUACAACUGUCUUGUGCACACUGAGAUCUAUGUAAUGCUUGAAAUGACAGUAAUUAUUUAUUUAUGGAAUAGUUUACUAUACCUGAUCAAUCCUACAGGGUCAUGAAAAUAAAUGUAGUUUCUGCAUA